UCUCAAUAGAGAGCUGCGGUAAAUCAAAUGUGAUAAGGAUAAGGUAGAUACACAUAGUUAUAUAGAUACAUUUUAUGUAAGUACAAUAGUUUUAUUUCUAUCGUUAAUUUACAAAUCGUAUAAGUGGAAAUGUGGGAAAUAUGGCCCGCCCAAUCACCUCGAUGGUCUCAACAAGAUUACGAAGAACUGAUGAAAAUUAACAUUGAAGAAUACAUUCCCGAUGUAAGUUUAGAGCAAGUCAUAGGCAACAGUGAGAAGUUUCCUAUAGAUUUUCCAAUUGAAUCCGUCAAAUGUAAGAGCAUAGCUGCAACAAAUGUUAAAGAUUUGACGCAAAAUAUCAAUUCGGUAUAUCCAGUGGUUCAUGAACAUGUCCUGAUAUUGUAUUCUAAUUUUUUACAAAAUAAAAGAAAAUUUGGAAGUGGAGUAGAGAGGGAACUUUACAAAGAUAUGACGUUAGAUAUGUUGGUAGAUAGGUUGUUAAAGAAGAGGGCCGUAGCGUUUGUUGGUCCACACGACAGAUACAUGUUACUAGAUGGAUUUGGUAGGUCUGGAAAGUGGGAAUUAGUAGGAACGCCAAAAGAAACAGAACCAUUAACACUGAAAAACUGUUUAAGCUACGAUGAAAUAAAAUUAUCGGCAAUAUUAUCAAUAUCUUCGUAUACACAGUUCAUCAACUCAGGCAGCAGAGAUAAUUGUGGGCGAAUCGAAUACAAUUCAAACAAAAUUGAAAACAGAGGAAUUAUCAUAGGACUAAUCGGACCUAGAUUCGAAAAAGCUGGUGUGAUGGAAUACCAAGAGAUAGUAGUUACAAAGGAGCAGAACGUACCCGGAAACGGAUACGGAAACUCUUUAAUACCAACAACGAAAAGUGUCUUCUUAAAUUUUUACGGCGAAGUAAGUCUAACUUAUGACGAGUUAGAAAACCAGUUUAGAGAUGUAUCAAAAUUCACCCAAGUAAGGAAAGACACGUACUUUAAUAAUAUGGUGUAUGAGAGAAGGCUUGCUCUUUCAAUAGAUACUUUCUUGAUUGAAGCUAAUGAACGAGGCAGAGCUGCUGGUACCCUGGCUUAUUUGCAUGUAAUUGGUUUUGGUCUAGGGGUGUGGAAGAUAUCUCAUCAUCAGGAAAAAUUGUUUAUGGACACAUUUGCCAAGAGAAUUGAGUUCCUGUCACCAAAUUUGGAUUACAUCGACGCCAUUUGUUUUUCUUACAUAAAACAACAUUCGUGUGGUAAAUAUAAAAAUGGCGAUUUAAUACCAAUAGAACGUCAUAAUAAUAAUGGUAUUACGGUUCAUAUUUUUGACAGGGAUCCUAAUGAAAAACUAGAAAGGUCCUAUAAAGGUCAUCUUCUAGUGGUAUCUUACGCCUGGGAUGGCAACGCUUUACCUGGAAACGAAUUUUGGUGGGGACAAUUGGCGGCGAGCGGGGACCCUGCAGCUGCAUCAUCAACCCAGAUUGCUGAACUGCACAACCCUCAUAUAAAUCCAGCAGUGUGUGGGGCUAAUUUAAGGAUUACCACGUUGGACGGGUUGCUGACCUUGAAAGAAUAUCAGUUGCGAGUAAAGAGACAGUAUUAUAAAGAUCCUGGAAUGGAAGUAAAAGAAUAAAGUUUCCUCAAAUUACGAGUUGGAAGUACGAGAUUAAUAAUUCUUCGUAACAAGUGUUUUUUUUUAUAUUUUUAAUGUAAUUAACUUACCUAGAUAUAAUUUUGAUAAAUUUU
Anoplophora glabripennis (Asian longhorned beetle) is the source of this 1718-nucleotide messenger RNA. RefSeq lists its product as uncharacterized. The transcript has 4 exons. Bases 130 to 1605 code for a protein of 491 amino acids. The record is from RefSeq and is a predicted model, not a curated record. Lineage: Eukaryota; Metazoa; Arthropoda; Insecta; Coleoptera; Cerambycidae.